AUGUUCAACUCUUCAUUUAAGAUAUUGUACCGAAAAGCCGAAGAAACAAGAGCGAGAUUUCACAAUUUGAUGUCUUACGAGGAUCAACAGCCAGUGGAAAGUGCUGGAGAGACUUCUUUGGCCCCCCCUGCUUUAGAAGGGGCACCUAUAGAGGAAACAACUAUUCUACCAUCCAAUGAACUGGCCCUUGACGAAGAUGAACAAGACGCUGAAGAAGAAGAAAGUCUCUACUCGCACGAGGAAGAGAGAGACGUUGCCGAAAAAGAAGAUAGUGCAACGCCUGAGAUUCAAACCUCAACCAGCCAAAACGUCAAUGAAGGUUUAGUGGGCGGCGAAUCAGCAGAAUCGACAGAGCCCACGGAAGCCUCCAAGGGUACUGAAAUUGAAAUAGGUGAUGCGACCAAUCACGACGAUCAGGAGGGAAAUGAAGCUGAGGCUCUGCAUGAACCGGUGACCACCACCGUUGGGGAGUCUGCUGAGGUUGUUGAAGACUCAGAUGAAGUUGCGGUUCCCGAUAAGGAGGACAAGGUAGACCAAGAGUCUCUGGAGACAAGCGUGACUGAAGACACAACAAAUGCUGAAGAAAGUGAAAACCCGGAACAGCUAGAGGUUGGACAGGGUUCUGAAAGCGUUGAUGUCGAACCCAGAAUCGAGGGCACAGCAAUUGAUGAAGCAGAAGUCUUUGACAACGAAAACAAUGGAAGUUCUGGUUCCAACGCAGAUGCAGUAUUUUCUGAGCCGCAAUUCGACGUGAACAAUUUCAAUACUGACCAAGAAAACGUGGAUUACGAACUACUACAGAAGCAAGCAACUUCGAUUCUACAAAGUCAAAUGCUGAACGUUCCUCACUUUCAGCAGCUACCAGACUCUGAAAAAAUCAAUGCCGUAUUGACAUUUUUGAAUUCAAGUCCACAAACUGCGCUGCCACAGUCUACCGCACCCGUAGCUUCUCUUCCUCCACUGGACCAAUCGCAGGAGCCUAGACCUAAUUUGUUCCAGCCAAUGACCGCUGUGGAACGUAAGCGUUAUAACGAGUAUUUGAGAGGUGAAAACAGAAUCACAGAAAUACAAAACAUUCCUCCCAAGUCCAGACUGUUUAUUGGUAAUUUGCCUCUCAAGAAUGUGGCUAAGGAUGAUUUAUUCCGAAUUUUUUCGCCAUAUGGACACAUUUACCAAAUAAACAUCAAGAACGCUUUUGGAUUCAUUCAGUACGACAACCCUCAAUCGGUGAGGGCCGCAAUCGCUGGUGAAUCUAACGAAUUAAAUUUUGGCAAGAAACUGAUACUUGAAAUUUCUUCUUCCAAUAGCAGACCUCAAUACGAUCAUGGUGAUCAUGGGACCAACAGCAGCUCGACAUUCAUCUCCUCAUCUAAGCGUCCAUUCGAAGAGGAAGAGGAAGAAGAGGAAGAAGAAGACAUGUAUAGCGACAGUCACAAAAGAGGUAAAAGACGCAUUCCCGAGUGCCAGAUAUAUGUCAAAAGGACUGCUGACAGAGCUUAUGCCACCGAUGUUUUCAACAGGUUUAGGCAAGGUAGCGGUCUAGAAACAGACAUGAUAUUUUUGAAGCCUCGCAUGGAGCUACGCAAAAUGAUCAAUGAUGCUGCUUACGACGGCGUUUGGGGUGUAGUGCUUGUGAACAAAACUAGAAAUGUGGAUAUUCAAACGUUUUACAAAGGUCCACAAGGCGAAACCAAGUUUGACGAAUAUGCGAGCGUAUCUUGCGAAGACGCCAUUGCCAUUUUCAUCAACUUGAAGAACAGCAGAAACGAUCGCAGAAAUAUGCCACCUCAACCUGUUCCCCAGCAACAAUAUUAUGGCGGCUAUAAUGUUCCACCACCUGCGGCACCACCACACCAGGGGCAAGCAUACAUGCAACAGGCAUACGGCGCCAUGGCGCCACCUCCCCAAUCAUACGGUGCGCCUGCCCCUGCUCCCAUGGCUCAAGGUUAUGCGUCGUAUCCUGGCCAUCCAGUAGCUCCACCAGCACAUAUCUCACCACCACCUCCCGUUGCACCGGCAAUGGGUGCCGCGCCUCCGAUGGACCAGCAGCAGCUGCUCUCGGCCAUUCAAAACUUGCCUCCCAAUGUCGUGUCCAACUUAUUGUCUAUGGCACAACAACAACCUCAACAACAACAACAACUGCUGGGAAUAAUUCAAUCGAUGCAACCGCAGCAAUCUCACACGCAGGGAUCUCCUCCCGCGCUUGCAGCUUAUGGAGGAUACCAACAAAUGCCUGCUCAACACAUAAACCCUGCGCCCAUGCAACAACAACAGCAGCAGCAGCAGCAGCAACAACAACAACAACAACAACGACACCAGUCAUUUGCCCCUAUUCCGAAAAACCCUCCUUCCCAAAACCCGGUUCCACAGCAACAGUCUCCUGCAACAACUGGUAACAAUAACGUUCAAAGUCUUCUUGAUAGCUUGGCACAACUGCAACAGAAGUGA
Lachancea nothofagi CBS 11611 is the source of this 2448-nucleotide messenger RNA. NCBI's taxonomy places the organism in Eukaryota, Fungi, Ascomycota, Saccharomycetes, Saccharomycetales, Saccharomycetaceae. The record is from the annotation of a GenBank genome assembly.